Messenger RNA from Macrobrachium nipponense, 4734 nucleotides. RefSeq names its product nascent polypeptide-associated complex subunit alpha, muscle-specific form-like. The record is from RefSeq and is a predicted model, not a curated record. The transcript is spliced from 8 exons. NCBI's taxonomy places the organism in Eukaryota, Metazoa, Arthropoda, Malacostraca, Decapoda, Palaemonidae. Bases 1 to 4734 code for a protein of 1577 amino acids.
AUGCCUUACUCAAAGGGCCGAGGACCCUGCCUUCCUCAAAUGUCAGAGGACCCUGCCUUCCUCAAAGGUUCAGAGGACCCUUGCCCUUCCUCAAAGUUCAAGACCUUGCCUCAAACGCCAAGAGGGUUCCCAGGAGGACCCUGCCUUCCUCAAAGGGCAGAGGACCUGCCUUCCUCAAAGGGCAGAGGACCUGCCUUCCUCAAAGGCCGAGGACCCUGCCUUUCCCUCAAAGGGGCCAGGCCCGCCUUCCUCAAGGGCCGACCCUGCCUUCCUCAAAGGGCCGAAAAAGGAACCCUGCCUUCCCUCAAAGGUUCAGAGGAACCCUGCCUUCUCAAAAGGUCAAAGAGGACCCUGCCUUUCCUCAAAGGUUCAGAGGACCUGCCUGCCUUCCCUGAAAGGGCCGAGGACCCUGCCUCCUCAAAGGGCAGAGGACCCCUUGCCUUCUCAAAGGGCGAGGACCCUGCCUUUCCUCAAAGGCAAGGAUGCCCUGGCCUUCCCGAAGGGCAGGACCCUGCCUUUCCUCAAAGGUCAGAGGACCUGCCUUCCUCAAAGGGGCAAAAGGGCCCCUGCCUUCCUCAAAGGGCAAAAGGGAGGGAACCCUGCCUUCCUCAAAGGGCGAGGACCCUGCUUGGGUCCUCCUUCCAAGGGGUCAGAGGACCGCCUGCCAAUUCCUCAAAGGUGAGAGGAGGACCCUUGCCUUUCCCCUCAAAGGGCGAGAGGGACCCUGCCUUCCUCAAAGGGUCAAGGAGGACCCUUGCCUUCCUCAAAGGUCAAGGAGGGACCUGCCUUACCUCCAAAGGGUCAGAGGACCCGUGCCUUCCUCAAAGGGGCCAGAGGACCCUCUGGCCUUCCCUCAAGGGCCGAGGACCCAUGCCUUCCUCAAAGGGCAGAGACAACUGGCCCUUGCCUUCCUCUAAAGGGCCGAAGGACCACUGCCCGUUACCUCAAAGGGCAGCAGGGGCACCCUGCCUUCCUCUAAGGGCAGAGGAACCCUGCCUUCCUCAAAGGGCAGAGGGAACCCUGCCUUCCUCAAAGGGCCAGAUGACCUUGUCUUCCUUCCUCAAAGGGCCAGAGGACCCUGCCUUCCUCAAAGGUCCGAGGAACCCUGCCUUCCUCAAAGGGCAGAGGAACCGCUGGCCUUUCCCUCAAAGGGAAAGGUCCAGAGACCCUGCCAGUUCCUCAAAAAGGGCAAAUAGGGAACCCUGCCGGUUCCUCAAAGGUCAUAGGGACCUUGCCUUUCCUCAAAGGGUCCAGAGGGACCCUGCCUUUCCAUCAAAGGGCAAGGACCCUGCCUUUCCUCAUGGGCAAGGACCCUUCUGCCCUUUCCUCCAAGGGUCAGAGGACCCUGUCCUUUCCUCCGAAAGGGUUAGCAGGACCCUGCCUUGUUCCCUCAAAAAAAGGGUUAGCGGAACCCCUGCCUUCCUCGAAAGGGCAAGGAGGCCCCCUGCCAAUUUCCUCAAAGGGCACGAUGGACCCUGCCUUGUAACCUCAAAAGGCAGGGCAGACGCCCCUGCCUUGCCUUCAAAGGGCAAGAGGACCCCGCUGCCUUCCUUCAAAGUGCCGGAGGAACCCUGCCUUGCCUCCAAAAAGGGCCAGAGGACCCUGGCCAUUCCUCAAAGGGUCCAAGGACGGCCCUUGCCUUACCUCAAAGGGUCCAGAGGACCCUGCCUUCCCCUCAAAGGGUUCCAAGGAGGACCCUGCCCUUCCUCGAAAUGGGUCCAGAGGACCCUGCCUUCCUCAAAGGUGCAGAGGACCCUUCUGUCCCAUUCCAAAGGUCGAAAGGGACCCUGGCCUUACCUUAAAUGUCAGGGGCCCUGCCUUCCUCAAAGGGCAGAGGACCCUGCCCUUCCUCAAAGGGCAGGUCAAGGUCCCUGCCUUCCUCAAACAAGGGUCAUAGGCCCUGCCUUCCUCAAGGGCAGAGGGACCCUGCUUCCUCAAAGGGCAGAGGACCUGCCUUUCCUCAAAAGGGCAGAGGAUCCCUGCCUUCCUCAAGUGCAGAGGACCCUGCCUACCUCAAGUAGCAGAGGACCCUGCCUUCCUCAAGGGCAGAGGAACCUGCCUUUCCUCAGGGCCCAGGACACCCUGUCGUUCAGCUUCCUCAAAGGGGCCGAGGACCCUGCCUUCCUCAAAGGGCCGAAGGACCCGCCUUCCUCAAAGGUCAAAGGACCCGGCCUUCCUCAAGGGCAGAGGACCCUGCUCCUCAAAGGGCAGAGGACCUCCUUCCUCAAGGGCAGAGUACCCUUCCUUCCUCAAAUGGCGAGGACCCUGCCUUCCUCAAGUGUCAGAGGACCCGCCCUUCCUCAAGGGCAGAUGACCCGGCCUUCCUCAAAGGCAGGAGGACCCUGCCUUCCUCAAAGGGCAGAGGACCCUGCCUUCCUCAAAGGCAGAGAACCUGCCUACCUCAACGGGCAGAGGACCGGCCUUCCUCAAAGGGCAAAAAGGACCCUGCCUUCCUCAAAGUGGGCAAAAGGACCUGCUUCUCAAGUGCGAGAGGACCCUGCUUCCUCAAAGGUCAUAGGACCCUGCCUUCCUCAAGGGGCAGAGGACCCUGCUACCUCAAAGGGCCGAGGACCCGGCGCUUCCUCAAAGGGCCGCGGACCCUGCCUUCCUCAAAGGGCAGAGGACCGUGCCAUCCUCAAGGCAGAGGACCCCUGCCUUCCUCAAAGGGCAGAGACCUUGCCUUCCUCGAGGGCAGAGGAAGACCCUGCCUUCCUCAAAGGGGCCGAUGCCACCCUGCCUCCGGGCAAAAGCCCAAAGAGGACCCUGCCUUCCUCAAAAGUCCGAGGAACCCCCUUCCUCAAAGGGCCGAGGCCCUGCCUUCCUCAAAAGGCCGAGGACCCUACUCCUCCUCAAAAGGCGAGGGACCCUGCCUUCAUCAAAGGGCAGAGGACCCUGCACUUCUCAAAGGCAGAGGAACCUGCCUUCCCAAAAGGCAGAGGAACCUCGCCUUCUCAAAGGUCAGAGGACCUGCCUUCCUCAAAGGGAAGAGGACCUUCCUUCAUCAAUGGGCAGCGGACCCUGCCUUCAUCAAAGGACAGAGGCCCCGCCUUCAUAAAAGGUUCAGAGUACCCUUGCCUCCUUAAUGGGCAGAGGACCCUACCUUUCUCAAAAAAGGCCGAGGACCUGCCUUCCUCAAAGGUCAGAGGACCUGCAUUCCUCAAAGGGAAGAGGACCCGCCUUCCUCAAAGGUCAGAGGACCUGCCUUCAUCAAAGGGCCAGAGGACCCUGCCUUCCUCAAAGGGCCAAGAGGAAACGCCUUCCUCAAAGGGCCGAGGACCCUGCCUCCCUCAAAGGUCAGAGGACCCUGCUUCCUCAAAGGGCAGAGGACCCUGCCUUCCUCAAACAGAAAGGACCCUGCUUCCUCAAAGGGCAGAGAACCCUGCCUCCUCAAAGGGCCCGAGGACCUGCCUUCCUCAAAGGGCAGAAGGAACCCCUGCCUUCCUCAAAAAAAAAAAAAGCAGACCUGCCUUCCUCAAAGGGCGAGGACCCUGCCCUUCCUUCAAAGGGCGAUGGACCGCCCUUCCUCAAAGGGCAGAAAGACCCCUGCCUUUCCUCAGGGCCGAGGACCCUGCCUCCUCAAAGGGCAGAGGACCUGCCUUCCUCAAAGGGCAGAGGUACCCUGCCUCCUCACGGGCCCAGGGACCCUGCCUUUCCUCAAAGGGCAAGAGGACCCUGCCUUCCUCAAAGGGCAGAGAACCCUGCCUACCUCAAAGGGCAGAGGACCCUGCCUUCCUCAAAGGGCAAAAGGACCCUGCCUUCCUCAAAGGGCAAAAGGACCCUGCCUUCCUCAAAGGGCCGCUGGAGGACCCUGGCCUCCUUCAAAGGGCCGAGGACCCUGCUUUCCUCCAAAGGUCAAAGGACCUGCCUUCCCUCAAAAGGGCAGGACCCUGGCCUUCCAAAGGUCAGAGGACCCUGCCUUCCUCAAAGGGCAGAGGACCCGGCCUUCCUCAAAGGUCAGAGGACCCUGCCUUCCUCAAAGGGCAGAGGACCCUGCCUUCCUCAAAGGGCAGAGGACCCUGCCUUCCUCAAAGGUCAGAGGACCCUGCCUUCCUCAAAGCCGUCAGGGGACCCUGCCUUCCCUCAAAAGGUCCCAAAGAGGGACCCCAUGCCAAAUUUCCUAUAAAGGGCAGAGGCCCCCUUGCCAUUCCGCCAAAGGGCCGAGGACCCUGCCUUCCUCAAAAGGGCCAAGAGGACCCUGCCUUCCCUCAAACCCAAAGGGCGAGGACCCUGCCAGGUUUCUCCAAAAGGGGCAGAGGACCCUGCCUUCUCAAAGGGCAGAGGACCCUGCCUUCCUCAAAGGCAAGAGGACCCUGCCUUCCUCGGGAGCCCGCCCAGGCGGGACCCUGCCUUUCCUCAAAGGGCCGAGGGACCCUCCGCCUUCCUCAAAGGGCAGAGACCCUGCUUCCUCAAACCAGGCCCGGGCGGACCCUGCCUUCCUCAGGGCAGGAGAAACCUGCCUUCCUCAAAGGGCAGAGGACCCUGCCUUCCUCAAAGGGCAGAGGAACCCUGCUUCCUCAAAGGGCCAGAGGACCCAUGCCUUCCUCAAAGGGUUCAGAGGACCCCUGCCUUCCUCAAAGGGCAGAGGACCCUGCCUUCUCAAAGGGCAGAGGACACUGCCUUCCUCAAAGGGCCGAGGACCCUGCCCUUUCCUCAAAGGGGCCAGAAAGGGACCCUGCCUUCCCAAAGGGCAGAGGAACCCUGCCUUCCUCAAAGGGAGAGGAACCUGCCUCCUAA